AUGGGAGAAACGGAAUUAGGAUCAGAGGAGGAGAUGGACAAUAAAUUAUCUGAAAUAUGUAAACAAUUGGACCAGCUAGCAUUAGAUAUCCUGAAACUCUGUGAAGAGCAAGUUAAAUGCAGGGUUAAAUUGGAAGAAGCAAUGAAACCUGGUUUUGUUCACAUAGCAAAGUCUAGAUACAUUAUGGGCAAUCGAACAGUAUGUUCCCUUCAGCUCCCCACAGAGGACAGUGCUGAAUUUGAUGCGUUGACAACCGUUGUGCCUCAAGAGUCGAUUACAGACAGUGAACACAGAGUGUUCAAACUAGUAGAAACUCCAAAGGGCCAAGAUACAUCAGGGAAAUCUGUGUUACGGAGAAGAAAAGAGAAACUUGAAAGUGAUGUGAGUACUGAAGCAAAAGAGGAAAACGUCAAGACAUAUGUGGAUCCCAUAAAAUGGUUUGGUGUCCUUGUACCUCAAAAUCUGAAAAUGGCUCAGAAUUGCUUCCAGUCGGUUCUUCCUCUUGUUGUUGAAUGUGCUAAUGUGCAAGGUGAGUUGCAAAGGGCUCAGAUGAAAUACCAGAAACUCUUGAAGGAGAAAGAUUUGUUAAGUUAAGUGCUCAUGAAAUUUUUGUUACAAUUACUAAUUGUAUUGACAUUUAUGGUUGUUUGUUGUUUUACAUAAAGUUUCAUUACUGAAUA
This is a messenger RNA of Gryllus bimaculatus (two-spotted cricket), 680 nucleotides long. NCBI's taxonomy places the organism in Eukaryota, Metazoa, Arthropoda, Insecta, Orthoptera, Gryllidae. The record is from the annotation of a GenBank genome assembly.